Molecule: messenger RNA, 3205 nt
Organism: Diachasmimorpha longicaudata
Lineage: Eukaryota; Metazoa; Arthropoda; Insecta; Hymenoptera; Braconidae
Gene: nkd
Product: protein naked cuticle homolog 1
Exons: 5
Coding region: 518-2071 (517 amino acids)
Biological process (GO): negative regulation of Wnt signaling pathway
Cellular component (GO): cytoplasm
Molecular function (GO): calcium ion binding
Source: RefSeq, a predicted model, not a curated record
GGCGAGGACGAUCUCUCGUGGACUGGUAGUCAAACGACGGGCGUUGAUGUGAACGGAUCGCUUGAUUUUAGGUGAAAAGCCCUCCUAUUUUUCAAACGUUUACACGAUUUAUCUCGGGUUCUACGGAAUUAAUCCCUGAAUUUUAAAUUUUGAGAGUGAAUUUACCUACGGUAAACGCGAUAACCACGAUAUAAAUAAAUUAUUUCGCUAGGAAAAGCGUGAAAGUUGAAUUAUCUAAAAAAUACAACUUUUAUCAUCAACUCGGAAAAGUGAUUUUACUGCAUUGAGAAGUUGAGGGAAAGAUAUAUUUUUUUUCAUGAUAUUUGAGAAAAUAGUAUUGAAAUUUUUGUGAGUGAUUUUUUUUUCGAAAACCAGUGUUGUGUGUUAACUACGAGGUGAUAUACAAAGUGAUGAGAAUCCCGAUGGAUUAACGGGGGGAAAAAAGUACAAUUUUCUCUUCUGUGUAAACACGAGGAUCACAGUGGAAAGCCUGCGUGUCAUUACGCAUGAGGGUCCCAUGGCUACCGGAUUGGUGAAGUGGUGGCGAGCAAGAUUCCUCGCUGGGUACAAGCCCUUUUCCGUUGUGGGAGGAAUAGCGGAGGGAAGUGACUCUGAAGAGUUAUUAGCGGGGGGCGUUGGUACACCGUGUAACAGCUCACCACUGCCACCAGCUACUGCAUCUCUUCUUGUAACACCGGAAACUCAACCAGUAACAGCUAACACUCCAGCACCAACUCCCCAUGUUCAAGUCAAUCAGAAUGAUGAUCAACAGCAGACAGCUCCCAAUAAUACGAGACAGCUCAGCUUUGAGGAAUUCGAGUGUGACGUGUCCGUGGCAGAGGGCAAUCGUCGCCGCCAGGAGUUCUCCUUCACCCUGUACGACUUCGAUGGUCACGGAAAGAUAACAAAAGAUGACAUUGCUGGCCUUGUUACGACUAUUUACGAUACCCUAGGUGCAUCAAUUCAGGUACCACCUUGUGGCAGUAAAACCAUCAAAGUCAAGCUAACAGUAUCGCCGGACAAAGGUACAGGCCAGGGUGUCACAAACAAUUCUGCAAAUGCAAAAUCAACCAAUCUACCCUCUACUACACCGUGCUGCCAUGUCAAGACUGUCAGUGCGUGCAGUCACGCAACGCACGCAAAUCGCAGACUUCCGAGAAGGAGGCGAGUGCCUCGUAAUCGGGCUGAGCCUGAACGUGUGAUGGAGUCACACAGUGAAGAAGACGCUGAUAAUGUACCUCCCCUCAACAUAACGAAGCAGGAGGAAUUGAGAAAACGAGUUGGACCAGUACCUCAUUUUCCAUCGCCUUACUCAAACAGUUCCGAGGGUGAUGUAAGCGAUGACAGUGAUGCAUCACCGACAAUUACACCUUUAACGCCGUUAGUUAAUAAUCACCGUAAACGCUCUGGGUCAAUGCAGAGACAACAGUUACUCGAGAUUAUACAGGCCAAUAUGGAGAAGAACAAUCUCAGUUUCCAUGCAUCUAGGAAACGACACCAGACUGAUCAUCUCCGAGUACCCCUGGAGCGCUCAUACACCGACCCAUCGUCUCCCUACACGCAGAGAAGUCGUCCCCCUUCAGCUCAACGCACCCCACCAGCCUAUCACAAACCAGUGCGAGAAUAUUCCCAUCACUCGACGUCUCUCCCAAAGUUGACGACCAAAUGUCGUGGAAAUUUGCGAAAAACGAGAAAUCACCAGAGCACAACACCCCAGAGAAACGUUCCCCCAUCAACUACAAAAUCCCUGAGGAACAAUCUCCAAUCGAGUCCAGUGGUGAAUCCCAACAUUCUGAAUCCCCAGGAGGCUCAGAAUAACCAGACUAACGUUAAUCAAAUGAACAAUCAGAAGAAUGACGUGGAAUUCAUUCCUCAGGGUAAGAGCAGUAAGAAACACCAGCUUAAGCAUGCAACAAGAGAACAAGAUCAGGCCAGGGCUAUGGCACAGGUGGUGCGCUGGCUCGAGAGGGAAUUUUCACAGACUGCUGCUGCAAGCUCCUCUGGCCGGAGGCAUGUCCACGAACACAUCCAUCAUCAUUAUCACCAUUAUCAUGCUGAGGCACUUGUCUAAUUUUUUUCGAACGAGAUUAGAAGAGAUGAAGAAGUCGAUAAAGUACUUGACGUUGGAGGGGAAUUUUUUUAUUGGAAAGAUUACUUGAUGAGACGGGAGUUCAGGGGGAAAUAUGAAAAUGUCUUGUUUACGGGGAACUUUGUGGUCUAGAAAAUAAAAUGAGAGGAAAUUUGUUGUAAAUGUAGUUGUUAGGAGGAUAAUUAAAAAAUUUCGCAGUUGAUAAUUUUAAAUUUGUCGAUUGUCUGCAACGAAAAGUUUAGAAAAAAAUUGGCGUGAAAGAUUUUUCAAAAGGGGAAUGAGAAUAUUAUUUUAUCGACUUCUUCAUCGUAUACAUUGCUGGUGAAAUUUUCCAACUGUUUUCAACUGCAAUUAUUCAAAUUUGAAGAUUUUCUAUAAUGGUCUUUUUACUUUACGGAAUUGGGAGAUGAAACAACAAUUUUUUCUACUUUUUCCCCUGAGUUCUGCAUGUUUUUGCAUAAAUGAAUGAAUGGAAAAAAUUGAAUUAGUUUUUUCAUAAAUUUAGUCAUUUGCAGGACAAAUUAAAUUUAAGUUUAGGCAUUUUCUAAUUAAACUCCUUCAUGUCAUAUCUCCCAAUUUCACACUAUUGAAUUUAUAGACUGACUGAGAGGGCCUACGAACAAUUCAUACCCCAAAAAGCUUAAAAAAUCCAUAAUAUUUAAAUAAUAAUUUUCCAAUAAUGCAAAACCGAGAAAAAAAUCAUUCGUAAGGUCUUCCUCACCCUCACUCGUCCCCUCGCGACAAUAUUUUUGUACGUAGUCUCACGAUGAACAAAUAAUCGAAACAAAACAGAGUAUUAAUAAAUCUAUUUAGCAAUAAGUCCCCCACUAAUUACUCUAAGUAAGUUAAUUAAAUGUUAAUUAUAGAAGGAUCCCCGGGAAGUGGAUGAUAAUACCGAUGAUGAAAAAUAAAGAUAUUUAAAUAAAUAAAAACUCCCAUUUUACUCUUCCAUUGAACAAAACAAAGUGUGAUUUUGUUUAAUUAAAAAAAAAAGUAAAACAGGGAGAUGUAAUUUUGUAUUGGAAAAAACUUUGUAACCGAUGUAGAUAUUUUUUAUCAUGUAACUCGAUUUUUUUUCUAUUGAUAUUUAUUAAAACACUUCUUUUUUAUACUGUA